Molecule: messenger RNA, 1960 nt
Organism: Hibiscus syriacus
Lineage: Eukaryota; Viridiplantae; Streptophyta; Magnoliopsida; Malvales; Malvaceae
Product: type I inositol polyphosphate 5-phosphatase 5-like
Exons: 10
Coding region: 107-1822 (571 amino acids)
Biological process (GO): phosphatidylinositol dephosphorylation
Molecular function (GO): inositol-polyphosphate 5-phosphatase activity; phosphatidylinositol-4,5-bisphosphate 5-phosphatase activity; phosphatidylinositol-3,4,5-trisphosphate 5-phosphatase activity
Source: RefSeq, a predicted model, not a curated record
UCCACACAUCCAGAUUUUAUUUGGUGUUUUGUUAUGAAUCUUUGUCAUUUGACAGUUUAAGAGUAUUGGAAAUUUUACGGUUGUUUCUUCCUUUCCAAGUAACCUAAUGAAUGAAAGCCAACUUGGGGACGAUGAAGACCGCCACCAGCAGCGUACAACCAUCACCUCUCCUGAAGACUCCGUCAAAAAUGACAAAAAAAAGAAGUUCAAUAUUCCAAAGAUUUUUGCUUCUAAGAGACGAGGUAGAGGCGGCUCAGACGAUGAUUUUGCAUCACCGGAUUGUGAUAAAAUUUCUGCCGAUUUGGAGAAGAAGAUUAAGAUCGCAUCAACCAACAAGGACUUUUUGGAAGCCUCUUCUCGCAUAAGAAGAAAUUUCUUAGAGAGAAGAGAAAGUGGCGGGUUAAUCGAAGGGCUGAAUCUCUCAAAUUUCGAGUGUUCCAUGGCAUCGGUGACUGAAAUUCGAGAUUUUCGGAUAUUUGUUGCAACCUGGAAUGUGGGAGGGAAGACACCCAACAGUGACAUGAACCUGGAAGAUUUCUUUCUAAUGGAGGGCUCUGCAGAUAUAUAUGUUUGUGGGUUUCAAGAAAUUGUUCCGCUCAAUGCUGGAAACGUUCUAGUUAGUGAAGAUAAUGAACCUGCUGCAAAAUGGCUGGCCCUUAUAAACCAAGCACUUAACAAGCCGCAUCACAGUCCCAAGCACUUGGACUCUCGCAAUGACUCGAAAACCUCUGAUACUAAUGCCUCCAAGGAGUUGAAAUCACCAACCAAUCCGCACAUUUUUGACAAACCUGUGCUCAAGAUCCUGAGUAAGAAUUUCAUGGCUGGGAGUAGCCUUCUCAAGACUUGCAACUGCCUUGUUGAAUCCACAAUUGGGGAGGACAGAAGGCAAAAGACGGUUCAGAAUUUAGCAAAUGAUCUAGACAUUAGUCACUUACCUGUGGCUUCUGAUACUAGUAUCGGUGAAUUGGUUGCACUGUCUGAGAUAUUCCCACUUUGUACAACUGAAGAAAUGAAUUACCGCCUUAUCACCAGCAAGCAGAUGGUUGGACUGUUCCUCUCGAUAUGGGCUAGAAAGGAGCUGAUGCCAUACAUUGGUCAUGUCAGAGUAUCCUCUGUAGGAAGAGGUAUAAUGAAACGCCUUGGCAACAAGGGGUGUAUAGCAAUAAGCAUGUCAUUGCACCAAACAAGCUUUUGCUUUGUGUGCUGUCACUUAGCUUCGGGUGAAAAAGAAGGCGAUGAACUCAGGAGAAACGCUGAUGUUUCUGAGAUUCUCAAAGGCACACAGUUCCCGAUCAUUUGCAAAACUCCGAAUCAUCGAGCCCCAGAGAAAAUCAUUGAGCACGACCGAGUAAUAUGGCUUGGAGAUUUGAAUUAUCGAGUAGCCUUGAGCUAUGAGGCAACCAGGAACUUGUUGGAGGAUAAUAACUGGGACACCCUUUUGGAAAAUGAUCAGUUAAACAUGGAGAGAGAAGCAGGAAGAGUAUUCAAUGGUUUCAAAGAGGGACGAAUACUCUUUGCUCCUACUUACAAGUAUUCAUACAAUUCGGAUUCAUACGCAGGAGAAAAUGGCAAAUCCAAGAAGAAACGAAGAACUCCUGCAUGGUGUGAUAGGAUACUAUGGCGAGGUUCUGGAAUCGAGCAAUUAUCGUAUUUCCGUGGAGAGUCUAGAUUUUCUGACCACAGACCUGUUUCUGCUCUUUUUUCUGUUGAGGUCAUAGUAAGAAGGAAAUACGAUAAAUUCAGGAAAGGUUAUUCAUGUGGUUUAAGGAGAUUUGAGUAUGAAGAAUGCAUACCUCGAAGGCAUAGUUUCUAUGAGUGCUAACUUAAAAAGCUUCAUUUUGCUUAUUUUGAUUUAGAUCAUUAAACUUCUCACAUGUAUUUCGUUUUCCUCUAAAAUACAUGCACAUAUCUAUUGAUGUAAAGCAACUUCCUCAUACAACAUAAAGGGAGAUUAAUAUCA